This is a messenger RNA of Thlaspi arvense, 630 nucleotides long. The record is from the annotation of a GenBank genome assembly. NCBI's taxonomy places the organism in Eukaryota, Viridiplantae, Streptophyta, Magnoliopsida, Brassicales, Brassicaceae.
AUGUCAACCGCCUCCGCCUCCGUCUUCCUCUAUCAGCCUCCUCUUCCGCCGUCUCCGCCACACGGCCCCAACCACUCUUACCUCACAACUCUAGGCUUCGGCUACUCCAUAGCCAUAGCUCUCGGUUUCCUUGUCCUCCUCUCCACCGUCCUUUUAUCCUCAUACAUCUGUUGCCGCGACUCUCGCCGCCGCACAACCGCCGUUGAAUCCACCGGAGAACGUGACGGAAGCGUAAUCCUCCCCCGCAUAAUCUUCGUCGCCGAGGAAGACAACGAAGAGGGUGACGUCGUCGUUGGUCUCGAUCAAGCCGUCAUAAACUCCUACCCCAAGUUCCACUUCUCUAAAGAAACUUCCGCCGCAUCCUCCGAUGGCUUUGGCGGCGGAGGAGAUACGACGUGUUCGAUCUGUUUGUGUGAGUACAAAGAAGCGGAGAUGCUGAGGAUGAUGCCGGAGUGUAAACACUACUUCCACCUAUGCUGUCUUGACGCGUGGCUUAAACUCAACGGAUCUUGUCCUGUUUGCCGGAACUCGCCGCUUCCGACGCCGACAUCUACGCCCUUGUCUACACCUUUGUCGGAAGUUGUGCCGCUCUCGCAGUACGCCGCCGAUCGGAGGAGAGCACGAAGAUGA